Molecule: messenger RNA, 758 nt
Organism: Ectocarpus sp. CCAP 1310/34
Lineage: Eukaryota; Phaeophyceae; Ectocarpales; Ectocarpaceae
Source: the annotation of a GenBank genome assembly
AUGAUUUCAGUGGUCCAAAAAUUUCGAAGCGUCAGAAACCACGUCGAGCGCGUUUGUCAGUGUCUGCGUGCACAGGCGCAACAUCAGUUAUCGGACCAUGUCGCUCACGCUGAAACGAAAACUGCUAGGUUGGAAAAGGCGCUGAGGACCGUGGGAAUCCAUGGUUCCGUGCGCAUCGACGAGAACACUGGGAAAGGGUCCAUUAUCGAUGUCAACCGCAUGCUGUGUCCCGAGGCGUCUGCCGAAUAUGCUGCAAAAAUGCUCACACGUGUCCUUGAAAAGGAAAAAAGGGAUGGCAUGGAAAGGCCUGGACAAAAUGCACAGAGUACGAUUCCACUUUCUGAACGCAUUGAAUACGUCAGGAUCAACGACAAGGGCCCUGUCACCCCUAUUUGCGACGCUUCAACUCUCGUAGAAAUCAUUUGGCUACUGCCUUCGAACGCUGCGAAGGAAUUCAGGCGUCAAUCAGCCCAAACCAUCACCAGGGUGCUCGGUGGUGACACAAGUCUUUGCGAUGAGAUCGAACAGCGCUGCGAUCGCUUACAGAGCACGGAGGAAGGCAGGGCGUACCAGGGCUUUCUUUUGGACCAAGGACCCGCCAAAAAGCAACGGUCGGAAGAACCCUUUUGGUUUGAGUACGCAUCGGACGAAGAGAAAAGGGCUUUUUCGUUUCGGUCAUGGCCAAAAAAACCAUUGCACUGAACGAGAUCGACAUUUGCAGAACCUGCAGGGACCAACUGCAGUCCGUCAACCAAUUC